ACCCUGGUUUUGCUGCUGGCCUUAUCAGGAUGCACUUCCACGAUUGCUUCGUCAGGGUAUAUAUUAUAUAAUUCGUUUAAUUUAGAUAUUAUAAUCUUCUUUUUGUUUAAUAUAAUUCCCAUAUCGAUCUAUCUAUAUGUGGUUUUAAUUACAUUACAGGGUUGUGAUGCUUCUGUAUUGUUGGAUGGAAACAACUCGGAAAAGCAAAGUAUACCAAACAAGGGAAGCCUAAGAGGUUUCGAAAUAAUAGACGCAGCAAAAGCCGAACUAGAGCUGAAAUGCCCUGGAAUCGUGUCAUGUGCAGACAUUCUUGCAUUCUCAGCCAGAGACAGCGCCUCGAGAGUUGGCAACAUUUACUACGAAGUCCCCGCUGGACGCCGUGACGGAAAUGUUUCCAACACACUUGACCCACUUUUAAAUCUUCCCCCACCUUUCUUCGACGCCACUUCUCUCAGAGACAAUUUUGCCAGAAAGGGUCUCUCGCUCGACGAAAUGGUGACGCUUUCAGGGGCCCACUCCAUCGGAAUUGCUCAUUGCACUUCCUUUUUAGGCCGUCUAUACCCGACAGUGGACCCCACUCUGGACCCCAAGUACGCUGCUAAGUUGAGAAAGAUAUGCAAAGCGCCUGUUGCUAAUGCGACCGGUCCACCGAAAGUGAACCCCACAGUCGAUCAGGAUACGAUCACUCCAAAUCGCUUGGACAAUUUAUACUACUUGGGAUUGAAACAGAAAAAGGGGCUUUUUAAGUCGGAUCAGGAUCUUAUGACAAGCCCUUUGACUUCCAAUAUUGUGCUCAACAAUAUUCAGUUUGGUCUUGUUUGGGCAGACAAGUUUGGCGCUGCCAUGGUCAAGAUGGGCAACAUUGAUGUUCUCACCGGCAACCAAGGCGAGGUCAGGCUAAAUUGCCGUCUUGUCAAUACUGUUGGGGUUAAUACCAUGAGAAAAUAAUAUCUACAAUUACAAAUUAAUUCCGAUUGGAUCUUGGAAAUUUGUGUUCAACUUUAAAUCCCAGAAUGACUCUUCAUAUUUAUAUU
Molecule: messenger RNA, 1034 nt
Organism: Erythranthe guttata (spotted monkey flower)
Lineage: Eukaryota; Viridiplantae; Streptophyta; Magnoliopsida; Lamiales; Phrymaceae
Source: RefSeq, a predicted model, not a curated record